AUGACGGUGAGCGGCUUUGAUCUCGGAUUUGGUAGGACAGUGAAAGGCGUCAACAGAACGUUUGACAGAGUCCACCGAACGCUGCGUGUGGAUUUGCAGACGCAGAUUGGCCAUCACACCAACGCCGUGCUGAAUAUUCCAGCAGGUGACGAUGACCUACUGGGAAAGGUUGAGAGGAAGCAGGAUGUCUCCGGUAAGCGGCACCACACCAUCCACUCCAUGCUCACCGUAUCCUCUGAGCAUGUUGCGUCAAUCUCCGCUACCCAUCUCGAGAACGCGCUCCGAUAUGCCGGACAGCAGCGCAUCGCUUCCCUACUCCUCGCAUCUGUACAGAGAAGCACCUUCCGGGCUUAUGUGCGCCGACAGUCGCUGGAAAGGAUGCAAAGCCAGACAGAUCAUCUCGGCCCCAUGCCUAGUUCCACGAAGAUCGUCGCGUUCAUGACCACGCUCGACUUGAAACAACCGUUGCCUAAUGAGAAGACACCAAAGGAACAAUUGAUUGAGCUGAUUGAGCAGCAACGGAUUGCCCAUCGAGUUAUCACUAGUGCAAGGGAGACGCAUCAUGGAGGAUGCCAACCAUUCUACCCUGAAGUUUCUGGUUUUAUAUCGAUGCUAGACGACGUGUCCUUCCAGCAUCGCGUCUCUCGUGGGAAGGUCGGAAGACCUAGCGCCCUCCGAUCCGCCAGGCAGCAACGGAUUGCGUCUCAGCCUUUUGCUUCGGUCAAUACUGGCCAGAAACGAGAGGACACGAGAUCUUGGGUCGGCCCCGAUAUCUCGCAGAGUCUUGAAAGAGUAAGUCUGCGGAACGGUGUUGCCAUUGCUGCCGAAAGCGUCUUCGAUGCAUCGAGGUUGAUGGAGGAGAACAAUGUUAUACGUGGGUAUCUUUUUCCAGUAAAACAAUACUAG
Messenger RNA from Dothidotthia symphoricarpi CBS 119687, 906 nucleotides. RefSeq lists its product as uncharacterized. NCBI's taxonomy places the organism in Eukaryota, Fungi, Ascomycota, Dothideomycetes, Pleosporales, Dothidotthiaceae. The record is from RefSeq and is a predicted model, not a curated record. The transcript has a single exon. Bases 1 to 906 code for a protein of 301 amino acids.